AUGGACAAGCGGACGUUUGAGCAUGUCUCGAUCCAGACAGUUCCGGACCCCACCGACCGACGCCGUCGUCUCACAUUCAUCACGUUGGCCGGAAACUAUCCAUAUAUGGCAUCAAGGUACAACUUAAAUCUCCGCCAAGGCUGCAACUCCAUCGGUGGAAAAUUCCACCAGAUUGUCUCAGAGAAAACAGGUCCAGACCAAUAA
Molecule: messenger RNA, 204 nt
Organism: Penicillium waksmanii
Lineage: Eukaryota; Fungi; Ascomycota; Eurotiomycetes; Eurotiales; Aspergillaceae
Exons: 1
Coding region: 1-204 (67 amino acids)
Source: RefSeq, a predicted model, not a curated record